GAUUAGCGCUGGGUCCGCAGCGAUCUUAAUGAGUUAGGUAAAGAGACGGAGAGCAGCGUAGCGCAGUUAGAUGGGACGGGAAGGGAGGCUGUGUGGAGGAUACCGAGAGAGAGAGAGAGAGGGGCUGCAAAAGGAGGUUGCCGGCAAGUUCAGGGAGCAGGGCAGGCGGGGUGCAAUGUUGGCGGGGGAGGGUGAAGUCCUUCUCGUCGGUCGUGAGGGUGCAAAGCGGAAUGGUUCUUCGAAGAUCUACUUCCUGAUGCUGCUGCUCCUGGUCGAUCAGCUGCGCUGUGCCGAGGGCGAGAGGCUCCGGCCCGGCUGGAGGAGACGAGAGAUCCAGCACCGGCCCCACAAGCCCUCGUCGGAAUCCGUGGCCAUCGCCUACCUCUCCAAGAGAGACCACACGCUCAGCGGCAAAGAAGGGUGCAGGGACGAGGUGGAUUCACCUCGGGAUUUCAGCUCCCUUUCCUUGUCUCCCUGGAAAUACAGAAUCUGCACGGAUCCCAAUCGCUACCCCCCGACCAUCAGGAUGGCCGAGUGUCUGCGGAAAGACUGCAUCCUCCCAGGAACAGAGAGCCCCUCGAAUGUGCGCAGCCGCCUCGUCUCAAUCCCCCUCAGCUACACCUUGGAUGUCUGGUACAGGAGGCACGGCCUCAUCACCAGAGGAAGCUUAACCGUCCCCAUCGGAUGUACCUGUGUCAGAGAGAGGCACUUGGGGAGAGGGUGAAGCUGUGAAACUCGGCCCCUCUUUCUCUGCCUCUCCCUAUUGGUCCCCAUCUCUACCUCCCCUCUCCCUAUUGGUCCCCAGUCUCUUA
Carcharodon carcharias (great white shark) is the source of this 812-nucleotide messenger RNA. RefSeq lists its product as uncharacterized. Gene Ontology annotation, biological process: inflammatory response. Bases 71 to 724 code for a protein of 217 amino acids. Gene Ontology annotation, cellular component: extracellular region. The transcript is spliced from 3 exons. Gene Ontology annotation, molecular function: cytokine activity. The record is from RefSeq and is a predicted model, not a curated record. Lineage: Eukaryota; Metazoa; Chordata; Chondrichthyes; Lamniformes; Lamnidae.